CGCAGUCCUAGCCGUCCGAUGUUACCGCAAGCACGUGCUGGGACCUGCAGGGAAGAACCGAAGACCCUGACCCACCGACUGCGCCGCCGGCCUCGAUUCCUCGAAAGAGCUGGAGAACAGCAGAGCAAGAAGAGUCAUGGAGAUGGAGAUGCUGCGGACGCGAGACCAGGCUCCCACGACGGCAUAAACCUCUCUGCCAUUUGAGUAGGAGGGGGGAGGCGGAGGCGGAGGAGAUGCAGAACGCGGCCCUUCUCCUCCUCCUCGUCCCCGUGAAGCGUGGCCCGCGACCGACAGGAGCUCGCUCGCUGUCAUCUCGAGAUCUCAAGCAGCUGAUUGGUUGGACAUUCUCUUUUUUUGAUAUACUUACUACCUUGCAAGCUAGUUAAAGAUGAACUCGACACGCCGAGCUUCAAAAGCGGCAAAGUCAACAAUCAAUUACCACAGGUUUUCAUUAGAUGAGCACCAUUUAUUUGAGCCAGAUGCUUUGAUUACUAAGGAGCGAGAUGCCAAUCAUCAAUCAAGGCAAAGUUCUCAAUCUUGCAGAACAUAUGCUUACAGAAGAUUGACCACUCCCCAGUUUGUAUCUGCAUUGACUGGAAUCUGGAAUCUUGUUGGCCAGCCUGAAUCAUCUGGCACAACUCAAAGAUCUGAUAUUCAUGGGACUUCGAGUAGGGAAGAUCCUGUGUGCUUUAGCAGGGAUCAACAAGGAAAUAUACUGACACCUUGCCGUGUGGAAAGCUCAAGUGGUUUGAGAUCUCAAAACUUUUUGUCUACACCAAAAGAAAUUUAUGAGGAUCUUAUUUCGGUAAAGAAGAAGAUGUUAAUGCUGACACCAUUCAAUAGCAUUGUUGGUGCAUCAUUCACAUGGAGGCAUAUGCAUUCCACAAAUAAUGUUGGAGGUGCAGAUUAUUUGCAAUUUGGAACUAUAUACUCUAUGCAAACCGAAAAGAUGGAAAAAAUUGGGACUUCUGAGAAUAGCAAAAGAAGCAUGUGUGAGGAAAUUUGUGCUGGUUCCAACAAUAUAGACAUUAGUAGCUAUUCGAAUCAAAGAAGAAGCACGCCUAAUGAGCUAUUUACUAUCUCAAAUGAAGAAACUAGCAGUACACAUGAUUGUGAAAGUUCUCGACACAAUACUGAAUGCAAUCUAGAAAAAUUUCAAGAAGAUUCUAUUUUUUUAGCUUGCCCAGUUCACGAAAUGGAAAUUGCCAAAGAGGUGAGGAUAUUGCCAGGGAAUCAGGUUUUCAGUGAGGCAUGCACAGAUGAUCAGCUUGACGAAUCAAAACACAUGUCUUGUCUGGUGGGUGAUGCUGUUGUUCUUAAUUCAGCAAAUGCAGAUGAAUGUGCUAGUAGGGAUGAUGUGUGUCUGCAGCUUUCUGUUGACAAGUGUUCACAAGAGCUCCAACCAACUUUUCAGCAUCAAUUUGAUGGUGCUGUUACCGUAAAUAGGCAUGCUGUGUCAGGAGCAUUAGCUGGGACAGCAGUCAGUGUUUCUUUGCAUCCAAUUGAUACUGUGAAAACGAUAAUUCAGGCUAACAGUUGUGGACAAAGUUCAGUCUACCAUACACUAAGGCGCACACUUGUUGAGAGAGGUGUUAUGGGGCUAUAUGGAGGACUUGCUAGCAAACUUGCUUGUUCUGCACCAAUUUCUGCUAUUUAUACCUUAACUUAUGAAACAGUAAAGGGGGCUCUUCUGCCUGUUUUUCCAAAGGAAUAUCAUUCAAUUGCGCAUUGUGCUGCUGGUGGCUGCUCUAGUAUUGCAACAUCCUUUGUUUUUACACCCAGUGAAUGCAUAAAACAACAAAUGCAAGUGGGUUCCCAUUAUCAGAACUGCUGGAAUGCUUUAGUAGGAUGCCUCAAAAAGGGUGGCAUUGCUUCAUUAUACACUGGAUGGGGUGCUGUUCUUUGCAGAAAUAUCCCACAUUCCAUAGUAAAGUUUUAUGCCUAUGAGAGUCUGAAGCAGUCUCUGUUGAAAUCAGCACCUGAUGAUGCCAAACUCAAUUCUGGCCAAACGCUUUUAUGUGGAGGUUUUGCUGGGUCAACUGCUGCUCUCUGUACAACGCCAUUUGAUGUUGUCAAGACACGAGUGCAAUUACAGGCACUCAACCCUGUUAGCAAGUAUGAUGGGGUGGUUCAUGCACUAAAAGAAAUUUUUCGGCGUGAAGGCUUAUGUGGUCUUUACAGGGGUUUGAUUCCAAGGCUGGCUAUGUAUAUGUCUCAAGGUGCUAUAUUCUUUACGUCCUAUGAGUUUCUCAAUACAUUAAUGUUUUCUGAACCCGAACAAGAGGUUCCCACGAGGAGCUUUUGAUCGUGAAAUGAGAUGAUGGUGCAGUGCAGCAACACUGCAAGUACAGAACUGGCAUCGGUAUGCGGAUCUGGGAUAGUCUGACCUGUGAGGGGUUUAGUUGAAGUUACCGCACAAUCCAAUUUUUGGGUGCUGUUAACAAAGUUGUGCAUUAGGAUUGCAUCAUCUUUUCGGUAAUCUCAGAUCGAGCUAGGCGAUAGAAAAUUUUGUACUAUCAGCAAAGGUAAAGGUGGUUGGUACUUCCCUUCGGGCUUCGGGGAGCCUGGUUUUGAGGGGUUUAGUUGAAGUUACCGCAGAAUCCAAUUUUUGGGUGCUGUUAACAAAGUUGUGUAUUAGGAUUGCAGAAUAUUGUACAUCUUUUGGGUAAUCUCAGAUCGAGCUAGGCCAUAGAAAAUUUUGUAUUAUCAGUAAAGGUAAAGGUGAUUGAUACUUCCCUUCGGGCUUUGGGGAACCUGGUUUUGUAUUUUAGUUUCGUUUGUAUAUAGAAACAAUGGCCAGUUUUGUA
Messenger RNA from Sorghum bicolor (sorghum), 2807 nucleotides. RefSeq lists its product as uncharacterized. Lineage: Eukaryota; Viridiplantae; Streptophyta; Magnoliopsida; Poales; Poaceae. Gene Ontology annotation, molecular function: S-adenosyl-L-methionine transmembrane transporter activity. Gene Ontology annotation, cellular component: mitochondrial inner membrane. The transcript has 9 exons. The coding region runs from base 389 to 2305 and encodes 638 amino acids. The record is from RefSeq and is a predicted model, not a curated record.